This is a messenger RNA of Schistocerca cancellata (South American locust), 1504 nucleotides long. RefSeq names its product elongation factor 1-delta-like. Gene Ontology annotation, biological process: translational elongation. NCBI's taxonomy places the organism in Eukaryota, Metazoa, Arthropoda, Insecta, Orthoptera, Acrididae. The coding region runs from base 115 to 1284 and encodes 389 amino acids. Gene Ontology annotation, molecular function: guanyl-nucleotide exchange factor activity; translation elongation factor activity. Gene Ontology annotation, cellular component: eukaryotic translation elongation factor 1 complex; cytosol. The transcript has 10 exons. The record is from RefSeq and is a predicted model, not a curated record.
CUCUGCUGAUGCAGCAUAUCUUUCGCCUUAGAGUUGUACACAGUUUUUUAGUACUGGUCUCUUUGCGCUAAGAUCCAUGACAACAGCCGGUCUUUGCCGUCAGUGGUCGGACGUAUGGUAGUUGUAUCUGGCAACGUGUUGAUUGUAAAGAAAGACAUGACUUCACCGUUAGUGCACGAGAAAAUAUGGUUCGAAAAAUUCAGAUAUGACGAAGCAGAGCGACAGUAUUUUGAGAAACUGUCAAAGCUGCGUGUAAGUAACGGGAUACCAGUAACAGUGUCCAUACCUAAAGUCGGGCAUGUUCUCUCACAUUCACUGCAGAAUGUGAAGCCUGCUGAAAAUGAGCAUAUUAAAGAAGCAAAUUUAAUUAACAGCAUUGUACUGUCCAAUGAGAAACUUCGCAAAGGUUGCACUAACAUAGAGAAUACAACUAAUUCUGGAGAGAUUUCUAUUGAAUGUAUUGGUAAUGUAUCCACCCCACAUCAGAACAAAGAGGAGAAAAGAUUCAAGCAAAAAGAAACAAAGGAGAAAAGAAAUAAAUUAGAUAAGAAGUCGCGCGAAAGAAGAAUACUAAAUGAUACAAAGGGAUCUUCUAACACUCCCUUAAAAAGCUCUUUGGCAGGAGAAGUAGCAAAGGCUCGGCAGCAUAUAAAAAAUUCUUUAGAAUGUAUGGAUGGUAUAGCGGCCUUGGCAACAAAUGUAAAUGUUGAACUUGUUAACAGACUGAAUUCCUUGGAGAAGAGCAACACUGAACUCAACAGCCUUGUGAAAGAUCUGCAAGCUGUUAUUAAACAGCUGGACUCUCGUGUUAAAGUGCUGGAAACAAACUCAAAUAAGCCAAGCCACACGACCACUGUAGCACCAGCUCCUACACAGGAGAAAACAGUAGAUGACAAUGAUGAUGGAGUCGACCUUUUUGGAUCUGAUUCUGAGGAAGAAAGUGAAGAAGCUAAGAAAAUAAAAGAACAGAGGUUAGCAGAGUAUGCGGCAAAGAAAUCAAAAAAACCAGCACUAAUUGCAAAGUCAAAUAUUAUUCUGGAUGUGAAACCAUGGGACGAUGAAACUGACAUGAAAUUGUUGGAGGCUGAAGUACGCAAAAUAUCAAUGGAUGGUCUUCUUUGGGGUGCAUCAAAACUUGUACCUCUUGCUUAUGGAAUACAUAAACUUCAGAUUUCAUGUGUUGUGGAAGAUGACAAAGUAUCUGUUGAUGUACUUCAAGAAGCAAUAGAAGCAAUUGAAGAUUAUGUCCAAAGUGUGGAUAUUGCUGCUUUCAACAAGGUUUAACCCCUUCAGAAGAAGUGCCAACCCAAGAUCAUUCCAUGUGAUUUUAAUGAUGUGAGAAUUUGUACCAGUUUGAUAGGUUUCAAUUUAUGGGUUUCCUUACAUAAUACAUCCAUCAUUGUUGUGAAACUUUUGUAGUACCAAAUGUCCUAAUUCCAUAUCACUUAUUUGUUACUGCAGUUUUGUUAUACAGCACUAAAAAGUAAAUAAUCUGAACACUUUA